Molecule: messenger RNA, 921 nt
Organism: Eutrema salsugineum
Lineage: Eukaryota; Viridiplantae; Streptophyta; Magnoliopsida; Brassicales; Brassicaceae
Product: FBD-associated F-box protein At1g61320
Exons: 2
Source: RefSeq, a predicted model, not a curated record
AUGGAAUCCUCUCAAAAGAAGACAAAAAUUACCGAAACUUUGCCUGACGACCUUGUGGACCACAUCAUGUCGGUAUAUCUCCCUAUUCAAUAUGUUUUACGAAAUCGUUCUGUGUCCAAGAAGUUUAAAGACACAGAGAUCCGGUCCCGCGACCUUGAUUUCAGCAAAAUAUACUCUGUAAGAUGCAGUCAACAAAAGGCUGUACGCAUCAUUGAAAGCGUUUUUAAUGAUUACAAAGGCUCGGAGAUUAACCGAUUUGUGCUACUUCUCAAUCACAUCGGAGUGGAAGAUAAGAUACUUUCAUAGAUCAAUACAUGUAUUGGUAAAAACAUUCAAGAACUUGUGUUGGAUUUCUCUAAAUCAAAAAAAGUUGCCAACAUCCCGGUCGAUUUCUCGGCCAUCGAGACGCUAACAGUUUUGAAGCUAGGAUGGUGUAGCUUCAAAAUACCAGAUAAUUCUCUAAAGGGUUUGAAGUUAUUGAAGACACUUGCGCUAACUAAGAUUAAUGAACUGAAUAAAGACAUGAUAGAUGCAAUAUUCAGCAACUGCAUCCACCUUGAGACCCUUGAGCUUAUCAACUGUCUAAUGUAUGGGAUAUUGAGCAUCAACGCCCAAAAUCAUAAGAAGUUUAAGUCGCUAGUUGUGUCUACUAUGCCAAAUCUUUUUGAAAUUAUUGUGGAUGCACCUACUCUCGAAUGCUACAAGUAUGAUGGAUAUUGCAAUAAGAUGGUUUACUUUUCAAGAGUGCACGCACUUAAAGAGGCAAAACUCCAUUAUAAUCGAAGUUUUUCUUGGCGUUAUUCCGAUCCAUCUGACAUGCUGCUUGCUAAUAUGAGGGCCUAUAUAAGAGUUCGUGUCCUCGCAACGACCAACAUCUUUCUUGAGCUGAGUAGAGUUUAUGAUAUCAUAUGCACGAGUUGA